Messenger RNA from Closterium sp. Yama58-4, 19206 nucleotides. Lineage: Eukaryota; Viridiplantae; Streptophyta; Zygnematophyceae; Desmidiales; Closteriaceae. The record is from the annotation of a GenBank genome assembly.
AUGUGUGCUUUAAGCGAGAGCAUGACGGAUUCCAAAAGGGCCUCAUCGGAGGAGAGGAUGGAAGCGAGGGGCAGGGGAGGGUGCAGGCCGGGGAGGGUGCAGGCCGGGGAGGGUGCUGGCUGGGAAGGGUGCUGGCUGGGAAGGGUGCUGGCUGGGAAGGGUGCUGGCUGGGAAGGGUGCUGGCUGGGAAGGGUGCUGGCUGGGAAGGGUGCUGGCUGGGAAGGGUGCUGGCUGGGAAGGGUGCUGGCUGGGAAGGGUGCUGGCUGGGAAGGGUGCUGGCUGGGAAGGGUGCUGGCUGGGAAGGGUGCUGGCUGGGAAGGGUGCUGGCUGGGAAGGGUGCUGGCUGGGAAGGGUGCUGGCUGGGAAGGGUGCUGGCUGGGAAGGGUGCUGGCUGGGAAGGGUGCUGGCUGGGAAGGGUGCUGGCUGGGAAGGGUGCUGGCUGGGAAGGGUGCUGGCUGGGAAGGGUGCUGGCUGGGAAGGGUGCUGGCUGGGAAGGGUGCUGGCUGGGAAGGGUGCUGGCUGGGAAGGGUGCUGGCUGGGAAGGGUGCUGGCUGGGAAGGGUGCUGGCUGGGAAGGGUGCAGGCCGGGGAGGGUGCAGGCCGGGGAGGGUGCUGGCUGGGAAGGGUGCUGGCUGGGAAGGGUGCUGGCUGGGAAGGGUGCUGGCUGGGAAGGGUGCUGGCUGGGAAGGGUGCUGGCUGGGAAGGGUGCUGGCUGGGAAGGGUGCUGGCUGGGAAGGGUGCUGGCUGGGAAGGGUGCUGGCUGGGAAGGGUGCUGGCUGGGAAGGGUGCUGGCUGGGAAGGGUGCUGGCUGGGAAGGGUGCUGGCUGGGAAGGGUGCUGGCUGGGAAGGGUGCUGGCUGGGAAGGGUGCUGGCUGGGAAGGGUGCUGGCUGGGAAGGGUGCUGGCUGGGAAGGGUGCUGGCUGGGAAGGGUGCUGGCUGGGAAGGGUGCUGGCUGGGAAGGGUGCUGGCUGGGAAGGGUGCUGGCUGGGAAGGGUGCUGGCUGGGAAGGGUGCUGGCUGGGAAGGGUGCUGGCUGGGAAGGGUGCUGGCUGGGAAGGGUGCUGGCUGGGAAGGGUGCUGGCUGGGAAGGGUGCUGGCUGGGAAGGGUGCUGGCUGGGAAGGGUGCUGGCUGGGAAGGGUGCUGGCUGGGAAGGGUGCUGGCUGGGAAGGGUGCUGGCUGGGAAGGGUGCUGGCUGGGAAGGGUGCUGGCUGGGAAGGGUGCUGGCUGGGAAGGGUGCUGGCUGGGAAGGGUGCAGGCUGGGGAGGGUGCUGGCUGGGAAGGGUGCUGGCUGGGAAGGGUGCAGGCCGGGGAGGGUGCUGGCUGGGAAGGGUGCAGGCCGGGGAGGGUGCUGGCUGGGAAGGGUGCAGGCCGGGGAGGGUGCUGGCUGGGAAGGGUGCAGGCCGGGGAGGGUGCUGGCUGGGAAGGGUGCAGGCCGGGGAGGGUGCUGGCUGGGAAGGGUGCAGGCCGGGGAGGGUGCUGGCUGGGAAGGGUGCAGGCCGGGGAGGGUGCUGGCUGGGAAGGGUGCAGGCCGGGGAGGGUGCUGGCUGGGAAGGGUGCUGGCUGGGAAGGGUGCAGGCCGGGGAGGGUGCUGGCUGGGAAGGGUGCUGGCUGGGAAGGGUGCUGGCUGGGAAGGGUGCUGGCUGGGAAGGGUGCUGGCUGGGAAGGGUGCUGGCUGGGAAGGGUGCAGGCCGGGGAGGGUGCUGGCUGGGAAGGGUGCAGGCCGGGGAGGGUGCUGGCUGGGAAGGGUGCUGGCUGGGAAGGGUGCAGGCCGGGGAGGGUGCUGGCUGGGAAGGGUGCAGGCCGGGGAGGGUGCUGGCUGGGAAGGGUGCAGGCCGGGGAGGGUGCUGGCUGGGAAGGGUGCUGGCUGGGAAGGGUGCAGGCCGGGGAGGGUGCUGGCUGGGAAGGGUGCUGGCUGGGAAGGGUGCUGGCUGGGAAGGGUGCUGGCUGGGAAGGGUGCUGGCUGGGAAGGGUGCUGGCUGGGAAGGGUGCUGGCUGGGAAGGGUGCUGGCUGGGAAGGGUGCUGGCUGGGAAGGGUGCUGGCUGGGAAGGGUGCUGGCUGGGAAGGGUGCUGGCUGGGAAGGGUGCUGGCUGGGAAGGGUGCUGGCUGGGAAGGGUGCUGGCUGGGAAGGGUGCUGGCUGGGAAGGGUGCUGGCUGGGAAGGGUGCUGGCUGGGAAGGGUGCUGGCUGGGAAGGGUGCUGGCUGGGAAGGGUGCAGGCCGGGGAGGGUGCUGGCUGGGAAGGGUGCUGGCUGGGAAGGGUGCUGGCUGGGAAGGGUGCUGGCUGGGAAGGGUGCUGGCUGGGAAGGGUGCUGGCUGGGAAGGGUGCUGGCUGGGAAGGGUGCUGGCUGGGAAGGGUGCUGGCUGGGAAGGGUGCUGGCUGGGAAGGGUGCUGGCUGGGAAGGGUGCUGGCUGGGAAGGGUGCUGGCUGGGAAGGGUGCUGGCUGGGAAGGGUGCUGGCUGGGAAGGGUGCUGGCUGGGAAGGGUGCUGGCUGGGAAGGGUGCAGGCCGGGGAGGGUGCUGGCUGGGAAGGGUGCUGGCUGGGAAGGGUGCAGGCCGGGGAGGGUGCUGGCUGGGAAGGGUGCAGGCCGGGGAGGGUGCUGGCUGGGAAGGGUGCAGGCCGGGGAGGGUGCUGGCUGGGAAGGGUGCAGGCCGGGGAGGGUGCUGGCUGGGAAGGGUGCAGGCCGGGGAGGGUGCUGGCUGGGAAGGGUGCAGGCCGGGGAGGGUGCUGGCUGGGAAGGGUGCAGGCCGGGGAGGGUGCUGGCUGGGAAGGGUGCAGGCCGGGGAGGGUGCUGGCUGGGAAGGGUGCUGGCUGGGAAGGGUGCAGGCCGGGGAGGGUGCUGGCUGGGAAGGGUGCUGGCUGGGAAGGGUGCUGGCUGGGAAGGGUGCUGGCUGGGAAGGGUGCUGGCUGGGAAGGGUGCUGGCUGGGAAGGGUGCAGGCCGGGGAGGGUGCUGGCUGGGAAGGGUGCAGGCCGGGGAGGGUGCUGGCUGGGAAGGGUGCUGGCUGGGAAGGGUGCAGGCCGGGGAGGGUGCUGGCUGGGAAGGGUGCUGGCUGGGAAGGGUGCAGGCCGGGGAGGGUGCUGGCUGGGAAGGGUGCUGGCUGGGAAGGGUGCUGGCUGGGAAGGGUGCUGGCUGGGAAGGGUGCUGGCUGGGAAGGGUGCUGGCUGGGAAGGGUGCUGGCUGGGAAGGGUGCUGGCUGGGAAGGGUGCUGGCUGGGAAGGGUGCUGGCUGGGAAGGGUGCUGGCUGGGAAGGGUGCUGGCUGGGAAGGGUGCUGGCUGGGAAGGGUGCUGGCUGGGAAGGGUGCUGGCUGGGAAGGGUGCUGGCUGGGAAGGGUGCUGGCUGGGAAGGGUGCUGGCUGGGAAGGGUGCUGGCUGGGAAGGGUGCUGGCUGGGAAGGGUGCUGGCUGGGAAGGGUGCUGGCUGGGAAGGGUGCUGGCUGGGAAGGGUGCUGGCUGGGAAGGGUGCUGGCUGGGAAGGGUGCUGGCCGGGGAGGGUGCUGGCUGGGAAGGGUGCAGGCCGGGGAGGGUGCUGGCUGGGAAGGGUGCAGGCCGGGGAGGGUGCUGGCUGGGAAGGGUGCAGGCCGGGGAGGGUGCUGGCUGGGAAGGGUGCAGGCCGGGGAGGGUGCUGGCUGGGAAGGGUGCAGGCCGGGGAGGGUGCUGGCUGGGAAGGGUGCAGGCCGGGGAGGGUGCUGGCUGGGAAGGGUGCAGGCCGGGGAGGGUGCUGGCUGGGAAGGGUGCAGGCCGGGGAGGGUGCUGGCUGGGAAGGGUGCAGGCCGGGGAGGGUGCUGGCUGGGAAGGGUGCAGGCCGGGGAGGGUGCUGGCUGGGAAGGGUGCAGGCCGGGGAGGGUGCUGGCUGGGAAGGGUGCUGGCUGGGAAGGGUGCAGGCCGGGGAGGGUGCUGGCUGGGAAGGGUGCUGGCUGGGAAGGGUGCUGGCUGGGAAGGGUGCUGGCUGGGAAGGGUGCUGGCUGGGAAGGGUGCUGGCUGGGAAGGGUGCUGGCUGGGAAGGGUGCUGGCUGGGAAGGGUGCUGGCUGGGAAGGGUGCUGGCUGGGAAGGGUGCUGGCUGGGAAGGGUGCUGGCUGGGAAGGGUGCUGGCUGGGAAGGGUGCUGGCUGGGAAGGGUGCUGGCUGGGAAGGGUGCUGGCUGGGAAGGGUGCUGGCUGGGAAGGGUGCUGGCUGGGAAGGGUGCUGGCUGGGAAGGGUGCUGGCUGGGAAGGGUGCUGGCUGGGAAGGGUGCUGGCUGGGAAGGGUGCUGGCUGGGAAGGGUGCUGGCUGGGAAGGGUGCUGGCUGGGAAGGGUGCUGGCUGGGAAGGGUGCUGGCUGGGAAGGGUGCUGGCUGGGAAGGGUGCUGGCUGGGAAGGGUGCUGGCUGGGAAGGGUGCUGGCUGGGAAGGGUGCUGGCUGGGAAGGGUGCUGGCUGGGAAGGGUGCUGGCUGGGAAGGGUGCUGGCUGGGAAGGGUGCUGGCUGGGAAGGGUGCUGGCUGGGAAGGGUGCAGGCCGGGGAGGGUGCUGGCUGGGAAGGGUGCUGGCUGGGAAGGGUGCAGGCCGGGGAGGGUGCUGGCUGGGAAGGGUGCAGGCCGGGAAGGGUGCAGGCCGGGGAGGGUGCUGGCUGGGAAGGGUGCUGGCUGGGAAGGGUGCUGGCUGGGAAGGGUGCUGGCUGGGAAGGGUGCUGGCUGGGAAGGGUGCUGGCUGGGAAGGGUGCUGGCUGGGAAGGGUGCUGGCUGGGAAGGGUGCUGGCUGGGAAGGGUGCUGGCUGGGAAGGGUGCUGGCUGGGAAGGGUGCUGGCUGGGAAGGGUGCUGGCUGGGAAGGGUGCUGGCUGGGAAGGGUGCUGGCUGGGAAGGGUGCUGGCUGGGAAGGGUGCUGGCUGGGAAGGGUGCUGGCUGGGAAGGGUGCUGGCUGGGAAGGGUGCUGGCUGGGAAGGGUGCUGGCUGGGAAGGGUGCUGGCUGGGAAGGGUGCUGGCUGGGAAGGGUGCAGGCCGGGGAGGGUGCUGGCUGGGAAGGGUGCAGGCCGGGGAGGGUGCUGGCUGGGAAGGGUGCAGGCCGGGGAGGGUGCUGGCUGGGAAGGGUGCAGGCCGGGGAGGGUGCUGGCUGGGAAGGGUGCAGGCCGGGGAGGGUGCUGGCUGGGAAGGGUGCAGGCCGGGGAGGGUGCUGGCUGGGAAGGGUGCUGGCUGGGAAGGGUGCAGGCCGGGGAGGGUGCUGGCUGGGAAGGGUGCUGGCUGGGAAGGGUGCUGGCUGGGAAGGGUGCUGGCUGGGAAGGGUGCUGGCUGGGAAGGGUGCUGGCUGGGAAGGGUGCAGGCCGGGGAGGGUGCUGGCUGGGAAGGGUGCAGGCCGGGGAGGGUGCUGGCUGGGAAGGGUGCUGGCUGGGAAGGGUGCAGGCCGGGGAGGGUGCUGGCUGGGAAGGGUGCUGGCUGGGAAGGGUGCUGGCUGGGAAGGGUGCUGGCUGGGAAGGGUGCUGGCUGGGAAGGGUGCUGGCUGGGAAGGGUGCAGGCCGGGGAGGGUGCUGGCUGGGAAGGGUGCAGGCCGGGGAGGGUGCUGGCUGGGAAGGGUGCAGGCCGGGGAGGGUGCUGGCUGGGAAGGGUGCAGGCCGGGGAGGGUGCUGGCUGGGAAGGGUGCAGGCCGGGGAGGGUGCUGGCUGGGAAGGGUGCAGGCCGGGGAGGGUGCUGGCUGGGAAGGGUGCUGGCUGGGAAGGGUGCAGGCCGGGGAGGGUGCUGGCUGGGAAGGGUGCUGGCUGGGAAGGGUGCUGGCUGGGAAGGGUGCUGGCUGGGAAGGGUGCUGGCUGGGAAGGGUGCUGGCUGGGAAGGGUGCUGGCUGGGAAGGGUGCUGGCUGGGAAGGGUGCUGGCUGGGAAGGGUGCUGGCUGGGAAGGGUGCUGGCUGGGAAGGGUGCUGGCUGGGAAGGGUGCUGGCUGGGAAGGGUGCUGGCUGGGAAGGGUGCUGGCUGGGAAGGGUGCUGGCUGGGAAGGGUGCUGGCUGGGAAGGGUGCUGGCUGGGAAGGGUGCUGGCUGGGAAGGGUGCUGGCUGGGAAGGGUGCUGGCUGGGAAGGGUGCUGGCUGGGAAGGGUGCUGGCUGGGAAGGGUGCUGGCUGGGAAGGGUGCUGGCUGGGAAGGGUGCUGGCUGGGAAGGGUGCUGGCUGGGAAGGGUGCUGGCUGGGAAGGGUGCUGGCUGGGAAGGGUGCUGGCUGGGAAGGGUGCUGGCUGGGAAGGGUGCUGGCUGGGAAGGGUGCUGGCUGGGAAGGGUGCUGGCUGGGAAGGGUGCUGGCUGGGAAGGGUGCUGGCUGGGAAGGGUGCUGGCUGGGAAGGGUGCUGGCUGGGAAGGGUGCUGGCUGGGAAGGGUGCUGGCUGGGAAGGGUGCAGGCCGGGGAGGGUGCUGGCUGGGAAGGGUGCUGGCUGGGAAGGGUGCAGGCCGGGGAGGGUGCUGGCUGGGAAGGGUGCAGGCCGGGGAGGGUGCUGGCUGGGAAGGGUGCUGGCUGGGAAGGGUGCAGGCCGGGGAGGGUGCUGGCUGGGAAGGGUGCAGGCCGGGGAGGGUGCUGGCUGGGAAGGGUGCUGGCUGGGAAGGGUGCUGGCUGGGAAGGGUGCUGGCUGGGAAGGGUGCUGGCUGGGAAGGGUGCUGGCUGGGAAGGGUGCUGGCUGGGAAGGGUGCUGGCUGGGAAGGGUGCUGGCUGGGAAGGGUGCUGGCUGGGAAGGGUGCUGGCUGGGAAGGGUGCUGGCUGGGAAGGGUGCUGGCUGGGAAGGGUGCUGGCUGGGAAGGGUGCUGGCUGGGAAGGGUGCUGGCUGGGAAGGGUGCUGGCUGGGAAGGGUGCUGGCUGGGAAGGGUGCUGGCUGGGAAGGGUGCUGGCUGGGAAGGGUGCUGGCUGGGAAGGGUGCAGGCCGGGAAGGGUGCUGGCUGGGAAGGGUGCAGGCCGGGGAGGGUGCUGGCUGGGAAGGGUGCAGGCCGGGGAGGGUGCUGGCUGGGAAGGGUGCUGGCUGGGAAGGGUGCAGGCCGGGGAGGGUGCUGGCUGGGAAGGGUGCUGGCUGGGAAGGGUGCUGGCUGGGAAGGGUGCUGGCUGGGAAGGGUGCUGGCUGGGAAGGGUGCUGGCUGGGAAGGGUGCAGGCCGGGGAGGGUGCUGGCUGGGAAGGGUGCAGGCCGGGGAGGGUGCUGGCUGGGAAGGGUGCAGGCCGGGGAGGGUGCUGGCUGGGAAGGGUGCAGGCCGGGGAGGGUGCUGGCUGGGAAGGGUGCAGGCCGGGGAGGGUGCUGGCUGGGAAGGGUGCAGGCCGGGGAGGGUGCUGGCUGGGAAGGGUGCUGGCUGGGAAGGGUGCAGGCCGGGGAGGGUGCUGGCUGGGAAGGGUGCUGGCUGGGAAGGGUGCUGGCUGGGAAGGGUGCUGGCUGGGAAGGGUGCUGGCUGGGAAGGGUGCUGGCUGGGAAGGGUGCUGGCUGGGAAGGGUGCUGGCUGGGAAGGGUGCUGGCUGGGAAGGGUGCUGGCUGGGAAGGGUGCUGGCUGGGAAGGGUGCUGGCUGGGAAGGGUGCUGGCUGGGAAGGGUGCUGGCUGGGAAGGGUGCUGGCUGGGAAGGGUGCUGGCUGGGAAGGGUGCUGGCUGGGAAGGGUGCUGGCUGGGAAGGGUGCUGGCUGGGAAGGGUGCUGGCUGGGAAGGGUGCUGGCUGGGAAGGGUGCUGGCUGGGAAGGGUGCUGGCUGGGAAGGGUGCUGGCUGGGAAGGGUGCUGGCUGGGAAGGGUGCUGGCUGGGAAGGGUGCUGGCUGGGAAGGGUGCUGGCUGGGAAGGGUGCUGGCUGGGAAGGGUGCUGGCUGGGAAGGGUGCUGGCUGGGAAGGGUGCUGGCUGGGAAGGGUGCUGGCUGGGAAGGGUGCUGGCUGGGAAGGGUGCUGGCUGGGAAGGGUGCUGGCUGGGAAGGGUGCUGGCUGGGAAGGGUGCUGGCUGGGAAGGGUGCUGGCUGGGAAGGGUGCUGGCUGGGAAGGGUGCUGGCUGGGAAGGGUGCUGGCUGGGAAGGGUGCUGGCUGGGAAGGGUGCUGGCUGGGAAGGGUGCUGGCUGGGAAGGGUGCAGGCCGGGAAGGGUGCUGGCUGGGAAGGGUGCAGGCCGGGGAGGGUGCUGGCUGGGAAGGGUGCAGGCCGGGGAGGGUGCUGGCUGGGAAGGGUGCUGGCUGGGAAGGGUGCAGGCCGGGGAGGGUGCUGGCUGGGAAGGGUGCAGGCCGGGGAGGGUGCUGGCUGGGAAGGGUGCUGGCUGGGAAGGGUGCAGGCCGGGGAGGGUGCUGGCUGGGAAGGGUGCAGGCCGGGGAGGGUGCUGGCUGGGAAGGGUGCAGGCCGGGGAGGGUGCUGGCUGGGAAGGGUGCUGGCUGGGAAGGGUGCUGGCUGGGAAGGGUGCUGGCUGGGAAGGGUGCUGGCUGGGAAGGGUGCUGGCUGGGAAGGGUGCUGGCUGGGAAGGGUGCUGGCUGGGAAGGGUGCAGGCCGGGAAGGGUGCUGGCUGGGAAGGGUGCUGGCUGGGAAGGGUGCUGGCUGGGAAGGGUGCUGGCUGGGAAGGGUGCUGGCUGGGAAGGGUGCUGGCUGGGAAGGGUGCUGGCUGGGAAGGGUGCUGGCUGGGAAGGGUGCUGGCUGGGAAGGGUGCUGGCUGGGAAGGGUGCAGGCCGGGGAGGGUGCUGGCUGGGAAGGGUGCUGGCUGGGAAGGGUGCAGGCCGGGGAGGGUGCUGGCUGGGAAGGGUGCUGGCUGGGAAGGGUGCUGGCUGGGAAGGGUGCUGGCUGGGAAGGGUGCUGGCUGGGAAGGGUGCUGGCUGGGAAGGGUGCUGGCUGGGAAGGGUGCUGGCUGGGAAGGGUGCUGGCUGGGAAGGGUGCUGGCUGGGAAGGGUGCUGGCUGGGAAGGGUGCUGGCUGGGAAGGGUGCUGGCUGGGAAGGGUGCUGGCUGGGAAGGGUGCUGGCUGGGAAGGGUGCUGGCUGGGAAGGGUGCUGGCUGGGAAGGGUGCUGGCUGGGAAGGGUGCUGGCUGGGAAGGGUGCUGGCUGGGAAGGGUGCUGGCUGGGAAGGGUGCAGGCCGGGGAGGGUGCUGGCUGGGAAGGGUGCUGGCUGGGAAGGGUGCUGGCUGGGAAGGGUGCUGGCUGGGAAGGGUGCUGGCUGGGAAGGGUGCUGGCUGGGAAGGGUGCUGGCUGGGAAGGGUGCAGGCCGGGGAGGGUGCUGGCUGGGAAGGGUGCUGGCUGGGAAGGGUGCAGGCCGGGGAGGGUGCUGGCUGGGAAGGGUGCUGGCUGGGAAGGGUGCUGGCUGGGAAGGGUGCUGGCUGGGAAGGGUGCUGGCUGGGAAGGGUGCUGGCUGGGAAGGGUGCUGGCUGGGAAGGGUGCUGGCUGGGAAGGGUGCUGGCUGGGAAGGGUGCUGGCUGGGAAGGGUGCUGGCUGGGAAGGGUGCUGGCUGGGAAGGGUGCUGGCUGGGAAGGGUGCUGGCUGGGAAGGGUGCUGGCUGGGAAGGGUGCUGGCUGGGAAGGGUGCUGGCUGGGAAGGGUGCUGGCUGGGAAGGGUGCUGGCUGGGAAGGGUGCUGGCUGGGAAGGGUGCAGGCCGGGAAGGGUGCUGGCUGGGAAGGGUGCAGGCCGGGGAGGGUGCUGGCUGGGAAGGGUGCAGGCCGGGGAGGGUGCUGGCUGGGAAGGGUGCUGGCUGGGAAGGGUGCAGGCCGGGGAGGGUGCUGGCUGGGAAGGGUGCUGGCUGGGAAGGGUGCUGGCUGGGAAGGGUGCUGGCUGGGAAGGGUGCUGGCUGGGAAGGGUGCUGGCUGGGAAGGGUGCUGGCUGGGAAGGGUGCUGGCUGGGAAGGGUGCAGGCCGGGGAGGGUGCUGGCUGGGAAGGGUGCAGGCCGGGGAGGGUGCUGGCUGGGAAGGGUGCAGGCUGGGAAGGGUGCAGGCCGGGGAGGGUGCUGGCUGGGAAGGGUGCAGGCUGGGAAGGGUGCUGGCUGGGAAGGGUGCUGGCUGGGAAGGGUGCUGGCUGGGAAGGGUGCUGGCUGGGAAGGGUGCUGGCUGGGAAGGGUGCUGGCUGGGAAGGGUGCUGGCUGGGAAGGGUGCUGGCUGGGAAGGGUGCUGGCUGGGAAGGGUGCUGGCUGGGAAGGGUGCUGGCUGGGAAGGGUGCUGGCUGGGAAGGGUGCUGGCUGGGAAGGGUGCUGGCUGGGAAGGGUGCUGGCUGGGAAGGGUGCUGGCUGGGAAGGGUGCUGGCUGGGAAGGGUGCUGGCUGGGAAGGGUGCUGGCUGGGAAGGGUGCUGGCUGGGAAGGGUGCAGGCCGGGGAGGGUGCUGGCUGGGAAGGGUGCUGGCUGGGAAGGGUGCAGGCCGGGGAGGGUGCUGGCUGGGAAGGGUGCAGGCCGGGGAGGGUGCUGGCUGGGAAGGGUGCUGGCUGGGAAGGGUGCAGGCCGGGGAGGGUGCUGGCUGGGAAGGGUGCAGGCCGGGGAGGGUGCUGGCUGGGAAGGGUGCAGGCCGGGGAGGGUGCUGGCUGGGAAGGGUGCUGGCUGGGAAGGGUGCUGGCUGGGAAGGGUGCUGGCUGGGAAGGGUGCUGGCUGGGAAGGGUGCUGGCUGGGAAGGGUGCUGGCUGGGAAGGGUGCUGGCUGGGAAGGGUGCAGGCCGGGAAGGGUGCUGGCUGGGAAGGGUGCUGGCUGGGAAGGGUGCUGGCUGGGAAGGGUGCUGGCUGGGAAGGGUGCUGGCUGGGAAGGGUGCUGGCUGGGAAGGGUGCUGGCUGGGAAGGGUGCUGGCUGGGAAGGGUGCUGGCUGGGAAGGGUGCUGGCUGGGAAGGGUGCAGGCCGGGGAGGGUGCUGGCUGGGAAGGGUGCUGGCUGGGAAGGGUGCAGGCCGGGGAGGGUGCUGGCUGGGAAGGGUGCUGGCUGGGAAGGGUGCUGGCUGGGAAGGGUGCUGGCUGGGAAGGGUGCUGGCUGGGAAGGGUGCUGGCUGGGAAGGGUGCUGGCUGGGAAGGGUGCUGGCUGGGAAGGGUGCUGGCUGGGAAGGGUGCUGGCUGGGAAGGGUGCUGGCUGGGAAGGGUGCUGGCUGGGAAGGGUGCUGGCUGGGAAGGGUGCUGGCUGGGAAGGGUGCUGGCUGGGAAGGGUGCUGGCUGGGAAGGGUGCUGGCUGGGAAGGGUGCUGGCUGGGAAGGGUGCUGGCUGGGAAGGGUGCUGGCUGGGAAGGGUGCAGGCCGGGGAGGGUGCUGGCUGGGAAGGGUGCUGGCUGGGAAGGGUGCUGGCUGGGAAGGGUGCUGGCUGGGAAGGGUGCUGGCUGGGAAGGGUGCUGGCUGGGAAGGGUGCUGGCUGGGAAGGGUGCAGGCCGGGGAGGGUGCUGGCUGGGAAGGGUGCUGGCUGGGAAGGGUGCAGGCCGGGGAGGGUGCUGGCUGGGAAGGGUGCUGGCUGGGAAGGGUGCUGGCUGGGAAGGGUGCUGGCUGGGAAGGGUGCUGGCUGGGAAGGGUGCUGGCUGGGAAGGGUGCUGGCUGGGAAGGGUGCUGGCUGGGAAGGGUGCUGGCUGGGAAGGGUGCUGGCUGGGAAGGGUGCUGGCUGGGAAGGGUGCUGGCUGGGAAGGGUGCUGGCUGGGAAGGGUGCUGGCUGGGAAGGGUGCUGGCUGGGAAGGGUGCUGGCUGGGAAGGGUGCUGGCUGGGAAGGGUGCUGGCUGGGAAGGGUGCUGGCUGGGAAGGGUGCUGGCUGGGAAGGGUGCUGGCUGGGAAGGGUGCAGGCCGGGAAGGGCCGGGGAGGGUGCUGGCUGGGAAGGGUGCUGGCUGGGAAGGGUGCUGGCUGGGAAGGGUGCUGGCUGGGAAGGGUGCUGGCUGGGAAGGGUGCUGGCCGGGGAGGGUGCAGGCCGGGGAGGGUGCUGGCUGGGAAGGGUGCAGGCCGGGGAGGGUGCUGGCUGGGAAGGGUGCAGGCUGGGAAGGGUGCAGGCCGGGGAGGGUGCUGGCUGGGAAGGGUGCAGGCCGGGGAGGGUGCUGGCUGGGAAGGGUGCUGGCUGGGAAGGGUGCUGGCUGGGAAGGGUGCUGGCUGGGAAGGGUGCUGGCUGGGAAGGGUGCUGGCCGGGGAGGGUGCUGGCUGGGAAGGGUGCAGGCCGGGGAGGGUGCAGGCCGGGGAGGGUGCUGGCUGGGAAGGGUGCAGGCCGGGGAGGGUGCUGGCUGGGAAGGGUGCAGGCCGGGGAGGGUGCUGGCUGGGAAGGGUGCAGGCCGGGGAGGGUGCUGGCUGGGAAGGGUGCAGGCCGGGGAGGGUGCUGGCUGGGAAGGGUGCUGGCUGGGAAGGGUGCUGGCUGGGAAGGGUGCUGGCUGGGAAGGGUGCUGGCUGGGAAGGGUGCUGGCUGGGAAGGGUGCUGGCUGGGAAGGGUGCUGGCUGGGAAGGGUGCAGGCCGGGAAGGGUGCUGGCUGGGAAGGGUGCUGGCUGGGAAGGGUGCUGGCUGGGAAGGGUGCUGGCUGGGAAGGGUGCUGGCUGGGAAGGGUGCUGGCUGGGAAGGGUGCUGGCUGGGAAGGGUGCUGGCUGGGAAGGGUGCUGGCUGGGAAGGGUGCUGGCUGGGAAGGGUGCAGGCCGGGGAGGGUGCUGGCUGGGAAGGGUGCUGGCUGGGAAGGGUGCAGGCCGGGGAGGGUGCUGGCUGGGAAGGGUGCUGGCUGGGAAGGGUGCUGGCUGGGAAGGGUGCUGGCUGGGAAGGGUGCUGGCUGGGAAGGGUGCUGGCUGGGAAGGGUGCUGGCUGGGAAGGGUGCUGGCUGGGAAGGGUGCUGGCUGGGAAGGGUGCUGGCUGGGAAGGGUGCUGGCUGGGAAGGGUGCUGGCUGGGAAGGGUGCUGGCUGGGAAGGGUGCAGGCCGGGGAGGGUGCUGGCUGGGAAGGGUGCUGGCUGGGAAGGGUGCAGGCCGGGGAGGGUGCUGGCUGGGAAGGGUGCUGGCUGGGAAGGGUGCUGGCUGGGAAGGGUGCUGGCUGGGAAGGGUGCUGGCUGGGAAGGGUGCUGGCUGGGAAGGGUGCUGGCUGGGAAGGGUGCUGGCUGGGAAGGGUGCUGGCUGGGAAGGGUGCUGGCUGGGAAGGGUGCUGGCUGGGAAGGGUGCUGGCUGGGAAGGGUGCUGGCUGGGAAGGGUGCUGGCUGGGAAGGGUGCUGGCUGGGAAGGGUGCUGGCUGGGAAGGGUGCUGGCUGGGAAGGGUGCUGGCUGGGAAGGGUGCAGGCCGGGGAGGGUGCUGGCUGGGAAGGGUGCUGGCUGGGAAGGGUGCUGGCUGGGAAGGGUGCUGGCUGGGAAGGGUGCUGGCUGGGAAGGGUGCUGGCUGGGAAGGGUGCUGGCUGGGAAGGGUGCUGGCUGGGAAGGGUGCUGGCUGGGAAGGGUGCUGGCUGGGAAGGGUGCUGGCUGGGAAGGGUGCUGGCUGGGAAGGGUGCUGGCUGGGAAGGGUGCUGGCUGGGAAGGGUGCUGGCUGGGAAGGGUGCUGGCUGGGAAGGGUGCUGGCUGGGAAGGGUGCUGGCUGGGAAGGGUGCUGGCUGGGAAGGGUGCUGGCUGGGAAGGGUGCUGGCUGGGAAGGGUGCUGGCUGGGAAGGGUGCUGGCUGGGAAGGGUGCUGGCUGGGAAGGGUGCUGGCUGGGAAGGGUGCUGGCUGGGAAGGGUGCUGGCUGGGAAGGGUGCAGGCCGGGGAGGGUGCUGGCUGGGAAGGGUGCUGGCUGGGAAGGGUGCUGGCUGGGAAGGGUGCUGGCUGGGAAGGGUGCUGGCUGGGAAGGGUGCUGGCUGGGAAGGGUGCUGGCUGGGAAGGGUGCUGGCUGGGAAGGGUGCUGGCUGGGAAGGGUGCUGGCUGGGAAGGGUGCUGGCUGGGAAGGGUGCUGGCUGGGAAGGGUGCUGGCUGGGAAGGGUGCUGGCUGGGAAGGGUGCAGGCCGGGAGGGUGCUGGCUGGGAAGGGUGCUGGCUGGGAAGGGUGCUGGCUGGGAAGGGUGCUGGCUGGGAAGGGUGCUGGCUGGGAAGGGUGCUGGCUGGGAAGGGUGCUGGCUGGGAAGGGUGCUGGCUGGGAAGGGUGCUGGCUGGGAAGGGUGCUGGCUGGGAAGGGUGCUGGCUGGGAAGGGUGCUGGCUGGGAAGGGUGCUGGCUGGGAAGGGUGCUGGCUGGGAAGGGUGCUGGCUGGGAAGGGUGCUGGCUGGGAAGGGUGCUGGCUGGGAAGGGUGCUGGCUGGGAAGGGUGCUGGCUGGGAAGGGUGCUGGCUGGGAAGGGUGCUGGCUGGGAAGGGUGCUGGCUGGGAAGGGUGCUGGCUGGGAAGGGUGCUGGCUGGGAAGGGUGCUGGCUGGGAAGGGUGCUGGCUGGGAAGGGUGCUGGCUGGGAAGGGUGCUGGCUGGGAAGGGUGCUGGCUGGGAAGGGUGCUGGCUGGGAAGGGUGCUGGCUGGGAAGGGUGCUGGCUGGGAAGGGUGCUGGCUGGGAAGGGUGCUGGCUGGGAAGGGUGCUGGCUGGGAAGGGUGCUGGCUGGGAAGGGUGCAGGCCGGGGAGGGUGCUGGCUGGGAAGGGUGCUGGCUGGGAAGGGUGCUGGCUGGGAAGGGUGCUGGCUGGGAAGGGUGCUGGCUGGGAAGGGUGCUGGCUGGGAAGGGUGCUGGCUGGGAAGGGUGCUGGCUGGGAAGGGUGCUGGCUGGGAAGGGUGCUGGCUGGGAAGGGUGCUGGCUGGGAAGGGUGCUGGCUGGGAAGGGUGCUGGCUGGGAAGGGUGCUGGCUGGGAAGGGUGCUGGCUGGGAAGGGUGCUGGCUGGGAAGGGUGCUGGCUGGGAAGGGUGCUGGCUGGGAAGGGUGCUGGCUGGGAAGGGUGCUGGCUGGGAAGGGUGCUGGCUGGGAAGGGUGCUGGCUGGGAAGGGUGCUGGCUGGGAAGGGUGCUGGCUGGGAAGGGUGCUGGCUGGGAAGGGUGCUGGCUGGGAAGGGUGCUGGCUGGGAAGGGUGCUGGCUGGGAAGGGUGCUGGCUGGGAAGGGUGCUGGCUGGGAAGGGUGCUGGCUGGGAAGGGUGCUGGCUGGGAAGGGUGCUGGCUGGGAAGGGUGCUGGCUGGGAAGGGUGCUGGCUGGGAAGGGUGCUGGCUGGGAAGGGUGCUGGCUGGGAAGGGUGCUGGCUGGGAAGGGUGCUGGCUGGGAAGGGUGCUGGCUGGGAAGGGUGCUGGCUGGGAAGGGUGCUGGCUGGGAAGGGUGCUGGCUGGGAAGGGUGCUGGCUGGGAAGGGUGCUGGCUGGGAAGGGUGCUGGCUGGGAAGGGUGCUGGCUGGGAAGGGUGCUGGCUGGGAAGGGUGCUGGCUGGGAAGGGUGCUGGCUGGGAAGGGUGCUGGCUGGGAAGGGUGCUGGCUGGGAAGGGUGCUGGCUGGGAAGGGUGCUGGCUGGGAAGGGUGCUGGCUGGGAAGGGUGCUGGCUGGGAAGGGUGCUGGCUGGGAAGGGUGCUGGCUGGGAGGGUGCUGGCUGGGAAGGGUGCUGGCUGGGAAGGGUGCUGGCUGGGAAGGGUGCUGGCUGGGAAGGGUGCUGGCUGGGAAGGGUGCUGGCUGGGAAGGGUGCUGGCUGGGAAGGGUGCUGGCUGGGAAGGGUGCUGGCUGGGAAGGGUGCUGGCUGGGAAGGGUGCUGGCUGGGAAGGGUGCUGGCUGGGAAGGGUGCUGGCUGGGAAGGGUGCUGGCUGGGAAGGGUGCUGGCUGGGAAGGGUGCUGGCUGGGAAGGGUGCUGGCUGGGAAGGGUGCUGGCUGGGAAGGGUGCUGGCUGGGAAGGGUGCUGGCUGGGAAGGGUGCUGGCUGGGAAGGGUGCUGGCUGGGAAGGGUGCUGGCUGGGAAGGGUGCUGGCUGGGAAGGGUGCUGGCUGGGAAGGGUGCUGGCUGGGAAGGGUGCUGGCUGGGAAGGGUGCUGGCUGGGAAGGGUGCUGGCUGGGAAGGGUGCUGGCUGGGAAGGGUGCUGGCUGGGAAGGGUGCUGGCUGGGAAGGGUGCUGGCUGGGAAGGGUGCUGGCUGGGAAGGGUGCUGGCUGGGAAGGGUGCUGGCUGGGAAGGGUGCUGGCUGGGAAGGGUGCUGGCUGGGAAGGGUGCUGGCUGGGAAGGGUGCUGGCUGGGAAGGGUGCUGGCUGGGAAGGGUGCUGGCUGGGAAGGGUGCUGGCUGGGAAGGGUGCUGGCUGGGAAGGGUGCUGGCUGGGAGGGUGCUGGCUGGGAAGGGUGCUGGCUGGGAAGGGUGCUGGCUGGGAAGGGUGCUGGCUGGGAAGGGUGCUGGCUGGGAAGGGUGCUGGCUGGGAAGGGUGCUGGCUGGGAAGGGUGCUGGCUGGGAAGGGUGCUGGCUGGGAAGGGUGCUGGCUGGGAAGGGUGCUGGCUGGGAAGGGUGCUGGCUGGGAAGGGUGCUGGCUGGGAAGGGUGCUGGCUGGGAAGGGUGCUGGCUGGGAAGGGUGCUGGCUGGGAAGGGUGCUGGCUGGGAAGGGUGCUGGCUGGGAAGGGUGCUGGCUGGGAAGGGUGCUGGCUGGGAAGGGUGCUGGCUGGGAAGGGUGCUGGCUGGGAAGGGUGCUGGCUGGGAAGGGUGCUGGCUGGGAAGGGUGCUGGCUGGGAAGGGUGCUGGCUGGGAAGGGUGCUGGCUGGGAAGGGUGCUGGCUGGGAAGGGUGCUGGCUGGGAAGGGUGCUGGCUGGGAAGGGUGCUGGCUGGGAAGGGUGCUGGCUGGGAAGGGUGCUGGCUGGGAAGGGUGCUGGCUGGGAAGGGUGCUGGCUGGGAAGGGUGCUGGCUGGGAAGGGUGCUGGCUGGGAAGGGUGCUGGCUGGGAAGGGUGCUGGCUGGGAAGGGUGCUGGCUGGGAAGGGUGCUGGCUGGGAAGGGUGCUGGCUGGGAAGGGUGCUGGCUGGGAAGGGUGCUGGCUGGGAAGGGUGCUGGCUGGGAAGGGUGCUGGCUGGGAAGGGUGCUGGCUGGGAAGGGUGCUGGCUGGGAAGGGUGCUGGCUGGGAAGGGUGCUGGCUGGGAAGGGUGCUGGCUGGGAAGGGUGCUGGCUGGGAAGGGUGCUGGCUGGGAAGGGUGCUGGCUGGGAAGGGUGCUGGCUGGGAAGGGUGCUGGCUGGGAAGGGUGCUGGCUGGGAAGGGUGCUGGCUGGGAAGGGUGCUGGCUGGGAAGGGUGCUGGCUGGGAAGGGUGCUGGCUGGGAAGGGUGCUGGCUGGGAAGGGUGCUGGCUGGGAAGGGUGCUGGCUGGGAAGGGUGCUGGCUGGGAAGGGUGCUGGCUGGGAAGGGUGCUGGCUGGGAAGGGUGCUGGCUGGGAAGGGUGCUGGCUGGGAAGGGUGCUGGCUGGGAAGGGUGCUGGCUGGGAAGGGUGCUGGCUGGGAAGGGUGCUGGCUGGGAAGGGUGCUGGCUGGGAAGGGUGCUGGCUGGGAAGGGUGCUGGCUGGGAAGGGUGCUGGCUGGGAAGGGUGCUGGCUGGGAAGGGUGCUGGCUGGGAAGGGUGCUGGCUGGGAAGGGUGCUGGCUGGGAAGGGUGCUGGCUGGGAAGGGUGCUGGCUGGGAAGGGUGCUGGCUGGGAAGGGUGCUGGCUGGGAAGGGUGCUGGCUGGGAAGGGUGCUGGCUGGGAAGGGUGCUGGCUGGGAAGGGUGCUGGCUGGGAAGGGUGCUGGCUGGGAAGGGUGCUGGCUGGGAAGGGUGCUGGCUGGGAAGGGUGCUGGCUGGGAAGGGUGCUGGCUGGGAAGGGUGCUGGCUGGGAAGGGUGCUGGCUGGGAAGGGUGCUGGCUGGGAAGGGUGCUGGCUGGGAAGGGUGCUGGCUGGGAAGGGUGCUGGCUGGGAAGGGUGCUGGCUGGGAAGGGUGCUGGCUGGGAAGGGUGCUGGCUGGGAAGGGUGCUGGCUGGGAAGGGUGCUGGCUGGGAAGGGUGCUGGCUGGGAAGGGUGCUGGCUGGGAAGGGUGCUGGCUGGGAAGGGUGCUGGCUGGGAAGGGUGCUGGCUGGGAAGGGUGCUGGCUGGGAAGGGUGCUGGCUGGGAAGGGUGCUGGCUGGGAAGGGUGCUGGCUGGGAAGGGUGCUGGCUGGGAAGGGUGCUGGCUGGGAAGGGUGCUGGCUGGGAAGGGUGCUGGCUGGGAAGGGUGCUGGCUGGGAAGGGUGCUGGCUGGGAAGGGUGCUGGCUGGGAAGGGUGCUGGCUGGGAAGGGUGCUGGCUGGGAAGGGUGCUGGCUGGGAAGGGUGCUGGCUGGGAAGGGUGCUGGCUGGGAAGGGUGCUGGCUGGGAAGGGUGCUGGCUGGGAAGGGUGCUGGCUGGGAAGGGUGCUGGCUGGGAAGGGUGCUGGCUGGGAAGGGUGCUGGCUGGGAAGGGUGCUGGCUGGGAAGGGUGCUGGCUGGGAAGGGUGCUGGCUGGGAAGGGUGCUGGCUGGGAAGGGUGCUGGCUGGGAAGGGUGCUGGCUGGGAAGGGUGCUGGCUGGGAAGGGUGCUGGCUGGGAAGGGUGCUGGCUGGGAAGGGUGCUGGCUGGGAAGGGUGCUGGCUGGGAAGGGUGCUGGCUGGGAAGGGUGCUGGCUGGGAAGGGUGCUGGCUGGGAAGGGUGCUGGCUGGGAAGGGUGCUGGCUGGGAAGGGUGCUGGCUGGGAAGGGUGCUGGCUGGGAAGGGUGCUGGCUGGGAAGGGUGCUGGCUGGGAAGGGUGCUGGCUGGGAAGGGUGCUGGCUGGGAAGGGUGCUGGCUGGGAAGGGUGCUGGCUGGGAAGGGUGCUGGCUGGGAAGGGUGCUGGCUGGGAAGGGUGCUGGCUGGGAAGGGUGCUGGCUGGGAAGGGUGCUGGCUGGGAAGGGUGCUGGCUGGGAAGGGUGCUGGCUGGGAAGGGUGCUGGCUGGGAAGGGUGCUGGCUGGGAAGGGUGCUGGCUGGGAAGGGUGCUGGCUGGGAAGGGUGCUGGCUGGGAAGGGUGCUGGCUGGGAAGGGUGCUGGCUGGGAAGGGUGCUGGCUGGGAAGGGUGCUGGCUGGGAAGGGUGCUGGCUGGGAAGGGUGCUGGCUGGGAAGGGUGCUGGCUGGGAAGGGUGCUGGCUGGGAAGGGUGCUGGCUGGGAAGGGUGCUGGCUGGGAAGGGUGCUGGCUGGGAAGGGUGCUGGCUGGGAAGGGUGCUGGCUGGGAAGGGUGCUGGCUGGGAAGGGUGCUGGCUGGGAAGGGUGCUGGCUGGGAAGGGUGCUGGCUGGGAAGGGUGCUGGCUGGGAAGGGUGCUGGCUGGGAAGGGUGCUGGCUGGGAAGGGUGCUGGCUGGGAAGGGUGCUGGCUGGGAAGGGUGCUGGCUGGGAAGGGUGCUGGCUGGGAAGGGUGCUGGCUGGGAAGGGUGCUGGCUGGGAAGGGUGCUGGCUGGGAAGGGUGCUGGCUGGGAAGGGUGCUGGCUGGGAAGGGUGCUGGCUGGGAAGGGUGCCGGGAGGGUGA